Hevea brasiliensis (rubber tree) is the source of this 1463-nucleotide messenger RNA. RefSeq lists its product as uncharacterized. The transcript is spliced from 6 exons. The coding region runs from base 119 to 880 and encodes 253 amino acids. Lineage: Eukaryota; Viridiplantae; Streptophyta; Magnoliopsida; Malpighiales; Euphorbiaceae. The record is from RefSeq and is a predicted model, not a curated record.
GGCCCAAAGCUUUCAACUUUUAACAUCCAAAAACUAGAAAACCAUAUCUCCCGACGCUGGCGGUAGUGCGGUGCCAUUUUCUACGAAGUUAGGGAUUUAAAGCAAGAAUUUGGAGUAAAUGGGUGAAGCUUUAGUCGAGCUGGAACAAGUCCUCAGGUCCCAACAGGGGAAGCUGACGCCUGAAGAAGCAAAUGUACUUCUAAAAUGCAAAUCUAAGGCUGUUUGGGAAUUUACGGCAGGUGUUCUUAUUGGUGGCAGCGUUGCAUGGGCAGCAGCAACGUGGAAGCUAAGUAAGUUUGCUCGAGUCUACCUGUCUGGAGGAGCUGCUGCUUUUUUCGGAAUGUGGAGAUUUAACAGGGCCAUAAAUUCAUGCCUUGAUCAUAUUCUUGAUCUGGAUGGAAGUCGGAUACAGAGGGAGUUAGCAAAUAUUUUUGUGAACAAACAUCAGGAUGAUCCCUGGACAAUGAAACGUAUGUAUAGACAUUUCUAUUCAGAGAAUGUGUUUGACGACUCAAACUCAGAUAAGCCGAUAUUAAGGUGGCGUUAUCGAAAUUUCUUUGGGGAUAAUGUUGCUUAUGGUCAAAGGAUGAAUGACUGUGACUCGCAGAGUGACUCACACAUUGUCUCUCAUGAUGAUUCUGAUAGUAAAAAGGCUCAUGUGGAGUCAAAACAAGUUCCUAUGAACCCUGGUGCUGAUGUGAUGGAAGACCCUCUAGAUAGUAUUUUUGGUUCCAUGGCACCAGUGGAGGAGAUCCAUCACCUAAGCGCAUCAAGCACACCUGCCAGAGCACUUACUCGUUGCCACAGAAGAUCUCACCGUAGGCAUCGGAUGCUCCAUCACAAGUCAGUAGACUUGAAACCGGCGCCACAACAAGCUUAAACUUAUGGAUAUCCAGGAGGAAAGAAGAAAGGAGAAUUGCUGCAAUCUAAAAGGCAAAAUAAUUAUCAAUUGUCAGUAUGUCCUGAUAAAUUCAGUAUCCAGUUUUUGUUCUCUAUGAACACCUCCAGUGAGCUAGAGCCUAGAAUAUGUAUACAAUGCUAGUUGCCAUCUAAAUUUAUUGCGCUUAGUACAAUGCAGAAAAAAAUGGCGGGUGACUUAACAGCUUGGUGGUGGAACAAUGGGUGUAGGACUGGUGUUGCCAAUGCCGUAAUGAAGUAGCCUCAAAUGAGGAAGAAGAACGAUAGUUUGGAGUGCUGAAAAGAUAGGGGAGAGGGAGGCUAUUGGCAAUGAUCAUUGUACCAAAUGUGACGUGAUGUUGCCCGAAUUGGCAGCCAUUUUGAGGCCGGUGGUCUUGUACGUGAAGGAGUUCCUUCAAAAAGCUGCACAAUUUGAUGACCUUGCCAAGAUCAGUGUUCUUGAAAAGGUUUUUGGACCUGGCUUGUGCCUACUUUUGACCAUAGAAGAAAAAGCUUCAUGGAUGCAAUUCCCAUACCUUUUCUCUAACAGGUCUAUGUUUAUAUUA